Molecule: messenger RNA, 1524 nt
Organism: Torulaspora delbrueckii
Lineage: Eukaryota; Fungi; Ascomycota; Saccharomycetes; Saccharomycetales; Saccharomycetaceae
Gene: SMP3
Product: glycosylphosphatidylinositol-alpha 1,2 mannosyltransferase
Exons: 1
Coding region: 1-1524 (507 amino acids)
Biological process (GO): GPI anchor biosynthetic process
Cellular component (GO): endoplasmic reticulum membrane
Molecular function (GO): alpha-1,2-mannosyltransferase activity
Source: RefSeq, a predicted model, not a curated record
AUGUCCUGGAGCCCGUUGCAGCUCACUGCAUUGGCUAUCAGUGGGUUUAUCGCUUUGCAAUCUUCGUAUGUUCAUCCGGAUGAACAUUUUCAGAGUCUUGAAGUGCUUGCUGUACGGUAUCUAGGAGUUAAUGGGUCUCUUCCUUGGGAAUUCGAGCCAUUGAAUGCGGCUAGAAGCUUUGUACCUCUAUUGCUUAAUUACGGUCCACUGUAUUUUAUCAUUCUGACCAUUUUCAAAGUCAGGGAUUCCAUGACUAUUUUGGGCUUGGUUCGGCUUCAAAACUUCCUGAUAUACAUUGCACUUUGUCAAUUAGUUUUCAAGAGAUUAAGUGAAACUAGGGGAAUUGAUUCUAAGAGGACCAAUUUUUUCAUUGCGACUUCGUACCUUACUUGUAGUUUCCAAAGCCACUCAUUUUCAAAUUCAUUGGAGACAAUUCUUUUACUUUUAGUGCUGGCACUUUACAAUGAAUUAAUCCUCGAUGAAAAAAAGCGGAAGGUACCUGCCUGCCAGGCUUCGAUGAUUCUUGGGUUUUUGAUUAUGUUAGGUGUUUUUAAUCGAAUCACUUUCCCGGCUUUCAUUCUUCUUCCCUCAUUGGCGGUUUUUUGGUAUUAUUACAGAUCCCAUAAAUUUCACCUUGUACUUUUGACAUUCGUAUCGCUAAUAUGUUGCUUGAUAUUUGUUGAGAUCGAUACUGUGCUGUACCAAAGCAGUAAAUGGGUUAUCGCCCCAUUGAAUAAUUUACUUUACAAUUUUGAUGAAUCUAACCUCCAGUUGCAUGGUCUGCAUCCAAGAUACAAUCAUAUGCUGUUGAACUUGCCACAAAUUAUGGGCCCUGCAUUUUUGUUCUUGAAUCCGAGGUCGAUGAAUAGUUUUACGAGAAAUCUUCCAUUGUUGUCAGUCUUAUCUGGUUUACUUCUGCUUUCCGCAUUCAAACAUCAGGAAUUGCGAUUCUUAAUACCACUAGCGCCUCAAAUGUUUUCCUGUUUUGAUGAUCAAACAUUUUUUCAGAGUACUCGUUCUGUUCACGUUAAAAGGUUAUGGUUGAUAUUUAACCUCUUCCUAGCAAUCGUCAUGGGCAUCUAUCAUCAGGGUGGGAUUUUGAGGGUCAUAAGCUACUUCCAAAGAGAUGACUCGCCUCUUGGGGUUCACAUAUGGUGGAAAACUUACUCUCCACCAACUUGGAUGUAUAUGAAUAAAGAGUUGACCACAUCCACCACGUUGAUAGAGAACGAUAUCGAGUCGAUUGACCUUUUACCGUUUGAAACCACUAAAAAUCACAUUGUGGACCUGAAGGGCUGCGAUAUCGAACUGCUCAAUACCACAUUACAUCAAUUUCUGCGAAAUGGAGCCAACGUCAACCUAAUUGCACCAAAUUCUGUGAAAAGCCGUUUAGAAAAGCUCUCACAGUUUAUGCUUGUUCCAGCCAGAGAAGAAAAAGCUCACCUCGAUCUUGAUCACCUGGAUUUUGGUGACUUUUCCACAUUUGCACCAGGGAUCACUGUAUAUAACGUGUCACUUCUGUAG